CCAAAUUGUUCGAACUUCGACACUGCGACGACAAUCACCACGACAGCGGACGACAGCCAUGGCCCCUACUACCAAGCAAGGCAAUGCCUCCCGGGCUAACGCUGCCGCCAAGGCAGUCGUUAAGGGCUCUUCCCUCCACAAGGCCCGCAAGGUCCGCACCUCGACCACCUUCCACCGCCCCAAGACCCUGCAGCUCUCGCGGUCCCCUAAGUACCCCCGUGUCUCGGUCCCCCGUGACCCCCGCAUGGAUGCCCACAACAUCAUCCUGUACCCCCUCAACACCGAGAGCGCCAUGAAGAAGAUCGAGGAGAACAACACCCUCGUCUUCAUCGUCGAUGUCAAGGCCAACAAGCGCCAGAUCAAGCAGGCUCUUAAGAAGCUGUACGACGUUGACACCAUCAAGGUCAACACCCUCGUCCGCCCCGACGGCUCCAAGAAGGCUUUCGCCCGUCUCACACCCGACGUCGAUGCUCUGGACAUUGCCGCCACCAAGCUGGCCAUCGUCUAAAAGGGGAAUAGGAAAUUGAUUUCUUUGGGUUUAGGCGAACUUUGUUUUCCACCGUGGUGAUUCUCAAUACCAGCCAGUUCCUUGGCUGUUAUGUGCAGCAACGAGGGCUGAAUGAUACAAAAAAGAAACAUUUCUUGACACGAUUUAAAA
Penicillium daleae is the source of this 658-nucleotide messenger RNA. RefSeq names its product 60S ribosomal protein uL23. Gene Ontology annotation, biological process: ribosomal large subunit assembly; translation. Gene Ontology annotation, molecular function: structural constituent of ribosome. The transcript is spliced from 4 exons. The record is from RefSeq and is a predicted model, not a curated record. Gene Ontology annotation, cellular component: ribosome; cytosolic large ribosomal subunit. NCBI's taxonomy places the organism in Eukaryota, Fungi, Ascomycota, Eurotiomycetes, Eurotiales, Aspergillaceae. Bases 59 to 508 code for a protein of 149 amino acids.